GACCUGGAGAAGGAGGCGGCAUUCCAGCGCAUCAACAGUGAACUGCGGGCUGAGGCCAAGGCCAUCUCGGACUGUACACCGUCAAGGCCUUCCCACACUUUGUCCUCACUUGCAACAGGGACUUCUGGUGUUCCCGCUGUCUCUAAAGCACCCAGUAUGGAUGCACAGCAGGAGAGACACAAGUCCCAAGACUGCCUGGGUCCAGUGGCCCCCCUAGCUUCUGCUGCAGAGGUCCCCUCUACAGCUCCUGUGUCUGGGAAGAAGCACAGACAACCAGGCCCCCUGUUCUCCUCCUCAGAUCCCCUUCCUGCCACCUCUUCCCACUCCCAGGACUCAGCCCAGGUCACCUCGCUGAUUCCUGCCCCCUUCCCAGCUGCAAGCAUGGAUAUGGGCAUCAGAAGAACAAGGCCUGGCACUUCUGCUCCUGCAGCUGCCUCAGCAGCCCCUCCCCCCUCCACAUUGAACCCCACGUCGGGGUCACUACUGAAUGGAGUGGAUGGAGGCCCUUCACAUUUCUGGGAUGCAGCCACAGCUGCAGCAGGUGCCCAGAGGUCAGAAGUCAGAUAUAACCAGAGAUCCCAGACCUCCUGGACGAGCUCGUGCCCCGAACACAAUGCCAUCUCGAGCUCCUACAGCUCUACGGGAGGCCUCCCGGGGCGAAAGCGGAGGUGGGGGCCAGCCUCAUCCCACUGUCAGUUGACCCUCAGUUCCUCAAAGACAGUGAGUGAGGACAGACCUCAGGCUGUCUCUUUGGGUCACACCCAGUGUGAAAAGAUGGCAGAUAUAGCACCAGGGCAGGCACUGGCCCUCAGGAAUGGCUCCCCCAGAUCCCAGGCCUCUAGGCCCCGUAAAUGCAAGCUUCCCCUGCCACCACACAGGCAAGGGGAUCCUCUGAUGCUGCCACCUCCCUUAGAGCUGGGGUUCCGGGUCACUGCUGAAGACCUGGACCUGGAGAAGGAGGCGGCAUUCCAGCGCAUCAACAGUGAACUGCGGGCUGAGGCCAAGGCCAUCUCGGACUGUACACUGUCACGGCCUUCCCACACUUUGUCCUCACUUGCAACAGGGGCUUCUGGUGUGCCCGCUCUCUCUAAAGCACCCAGUAUGGAUGCACAGCAGGAGAAACACAAGUCCCAAGACUGCCUGGGCCCAGUGGCCCCCCUAGCUUCUGCUGCAGAGGUCCCCUCUACAGCUCCUGUGUCUGGGAAGAAGCACAGACCACCACGCCCCCUGUUGUACUCCUCAGAUCCCCAUCCUGCCACCUCUUCCCACUCACGGGACUCAGCCCAGGUCACCUCGCUGAUUCCUGCCCCCUUCCCAGCUGCAAGCAUGGAUGCGGGCAUCAGAAGAACAAGGCCUGACACUUCUGCUCCUGCAGCUGCCGCAGCAGCCCCUCCCUACUCCACAUUGAACCCCACGUCAGGGUCACUACUGAAUAGAGUGGAUGGAGGCCCUUCACAUUUCUGGGCCUCAGCCACAGCUGCAGCAGGUGCCCAGAGGUCAGAAGUCAGAUAUAACCAGAGAUCCCAGACCUCCUGGACGAGCUCGUGCCCCGAAGGAAAUGCCAUCUCGAGCUCCUACAGCUGUACGGGAGGCCUCCCGGGGAUAAAGCAGAGGAGCGGGCCAGCCUCAUCCCACUGCCAGCUGACCCUCGGUUCCUCAAAGACAGUGAGUGAGGACGGACCUCAGGCUGUCUCUUCCAGUCACACCCAGUGUGAAAAGACAGCAGAUAUAGCACCAGGGCAGACACUGGCCCUCAGGAAUGGCUCCCCCAGAUCCCAGGCCUCUAUGCCCCGUAAGCGCAAGCUUCCCCUGCUGCCACGCAGGCAAGGGGAUCCUCUGAUGCUGCCACCUCCCUUAGAGCUGGGGUUCCGGGUCACUGCCGAAGACCUGGACCUGGAGAAGGAGGCGGCAUUGCAGCGCAUCAACAGUGAACUGCGGGCUGAGGCCAAGGCCAUCUCCGACUGUACACCGUCACGGCCUUCCCAUGCUUUGUCCUCACUUGCAACAGGGGCUUCUGGUAUGCCCGCUGUCUCUGAAGCACCCAGUAUGGAUGCACAGCAGGAGAGACACAAGUCCCAAGACUGCCUGGGCCCAGUGGCUCCCCUAGCUUCUGCUGCAGAGGUCCCCUCUACAGCUCCUGUGUCUGGGAAGAAGCACAGACAACCAGGCCCCCUGUUCUCCUCCUCAGAUCCCCUUCCUGCCACCUCUUCCCACUCCCGGGACUCAGCCCAGGUCACCUCGCUGAUUCCUGCCCCCUUCCCAGCUGCAAGGAUGGAUGCGGGCAUCAGAAGAACAAGGCCUGGCACUUCUGCUCCUGCAGCUGCCUCAGCAGCCCCACCCCCCUCCACAUUGAACCCCAUGUCGGGGUCACUACUGAAUGGAGUGGAUGGAGGCCCUUCACAUUUCUGGGCCACAGCCACAGCUGCAGCAGGUGCCCAGAGGUCAGAAGUCAGAUAUAACCAGAGAUCCCAGACCUCCUGGACGAGCUCGUGCACCAAGCGAAAUGCCAUCUCGAGUUCCUACAGCUCUACGGGAGGUCUCCCGGGGCUAAAGCGGAGAAGGGGGCCAGCUUCAUCCCAGUGCCAGCUGACCCUCAGUUCCUCAAAGACAGUGAGUGAGGACGGACCUCAGGCUGUCUCUUCGGGUCACACCCAGUGUGAAAAGAUGGCAGAUACAGCACCAGGGCAGACACUCGCCCCCAGGAAUGGCUCCCCCAGAUCCCAGGCCAAUAGGCCCCGUAGACGCAAGUUUCCCCUGCUGCCACGCAGGCGAGGGGAGCCUUUGAUGCUGCCACCUCCUUUGGAGCUGGGGUUCCGGGUCACUGCUAAAGACCUGGACCUGGAGAAAGAGGCGGCAUUCCAGCGCAUCAACAGUGAACUGCGGGCUGAGGCCAAGGCCAUCUCGGACUGUACACCCUCAUGGCCUUGCCACACUUUGUCCUCACUUACAACAGGGGCUUCUGGUGUGCCUGCUGUCUGUAAAGCACCCAGUAUGGAUGCACAGCAGGAGAGACACAAGUCCCAAGACCGCCUGGGCCCAGUGGCCCCCCUGGCUUCUGCUGCAGGGGCCCCCUCUACAGCUCCCGUGUUUGGCACGGAACACAGACCACCAGGCCCCCUCACGUUCUCCUCCUCAGAUCCCCCUCCUACCACCUUUUUCUACUAAUGGUAUUUCUGGUACUCAGCCCAGGUCAUGUGGCAGAUUCCUGCCCCCUUCCCAGCUGCAAGCAUGGACGGAAGCAUGAGAAGCCCACAGCCUGGCACUUCUGGAGCCAGUUCUAGCCCUACAGCCGCACCCACGGUAAUUCGGAGUAGAGUCGGAUCCACGUCUGCAUUCCGUCAGAAGAAAAUCUUUUAAGAGAAAGGACCAAAGGAAAUAGGGCAUGAGGGGGCCUGAACACCCAGGGGGCCCCCCAGGCAGAGCACUUCCAUGGUGACCGUGGGACCUGGCACGGGGAGCAACUCUGUUGGGUGGCACUUCUGUCUUUACUUUCCAUCACAUCCCUGGGGGACCAUUUAAACCGACGCCUGCAAUUGCAAGUCGGGGAUCCAGUGCCACUGCAAACAAGGCAGGCUUCACGUGCAAGUCUGGGCCGGCCUCUGACCCUAGCAACUCCACUUCCCGCGUGGGCACAGCAAGGAGGAAUCUGGCUUCUAAGGCUCCCUCAUGCGCUGUCAGGAGUUCUGCUGGACACAAGUCCAAUGCGCCAUCCUCCAGCUCAUCCUUCUCCAUGUCGGGCUUUUGAGCCCAUCAUAAAUUCCUAGAGUGAG
Molecule: messenger RNA, 3770 nt
Organism: Pongo pygmaeus (Bornean orangutan)
Lineage: Eukaryota; Metazoa; Chordata; Mammalia; Primates; Hominidae
Product: putative POM121-like protein 1-like
Exons: 1
Coding region: 157-3165 (1002 amino acids)
Source: RefSeq, a predicted model, not a curated record